Molecule: messenger RNA, 2406 nt
Organism: Rana temporaria (common frog)
Lineage: Eukaryota; Metazoa; Chordata; Amphibia; Anura; Ranidae
Gene: DELE1
Product: DAP3 binding cell death enhancer 1
Exons: 12
Coding region: 78-1643 (521 amino acids)
Molecular function (GO): protein binding
Source: RefSeq, a predicted model, not a curated record
GCUCUAUGGUAGGUGUGAAGGGGGCGGCUCGGCACGCAUGCGUGUGGGGAAGUCCCGUGACAGGCUAGUUUGCCGAAAUGUGGCGGAUUUCGGGGCUCCUGGGGAGAGCCCUGAACCGCUGUCAUGCUCCCAACUUCCAGGGAUGUGUCCAUGGAGAGACUGAAGCUUUAAAUCCUUCAUCUCUGAUUCCAUUGGGUCAGAAUGUGGGUAGCAAAAGUUACAGCUCCCAGUCAUCGGGUGCUCACAGUGGUCAGAAUGAACAGAAACGUAAGAAAAAGAGAAACUUUGAGUUUUGCACCGGUCAGCUGCCACAGUAUACUGCACUGGAUGCUUUUGGAGUGGGAGCCGCAGCAUUAUUUUUCUUGCAUUUGGCUCGUCAGGCCUCCUUUCACUGUCGUACAAGUAAACCUCAGGAAGACAGGUGCUCACGGCGCAAUUACCUGGAACAGAUCCUCUCAUCUCUUUAUCCAGGCAGCAGAUUUUCCGUCGGCAAUCACAUUUUGCCAAAGAGUGUCCAGUCUAGUACCUGGAAUGAUAUUAAGCUGCAGAAUGAUGCUGCUCUGCAGGAUGUGGAUGUUUCUCUUGAGAGUGCAUCUUCAGUUUCCUCUAGUGAAAGUGACCAUCUGCAUCAUCUGGCUGAGCAAGGUAUGGCAGAUUCAAGCACUGAUGACAACCUUGGUUUUUCACUUGGAUCGGAUGCUGGUUUGGAAGAGAGUACAUCAAGACCUGUCAAUGAGCCACAGGAUUUAAAAGAAGACCAUGGAGAAUCAUUGAACCUUGCUGCCUCUCGAUUGCUGGAUUUGACAGAAACCAGCGUACCUACAGUGCUGAACAUAUUUGGGAUCAUCAGCGCCAGAGACCGUGCCAAUUACAAGUCCGCUUUCCACUUCUUUCAAGAAGCCGCAGAGAGUGGUUACAGCAAGGCUCAAUACAACGUGGCAGUGUGCUAUGAGAAAGGAAAAGGAGUGGCCAAAGAUAUGACCAAAGCAGCAGAUUAUUACCGCCUGGCAGCCAGUGGAGGGCACCAGCUUGCCAAAUAUCACUAUGCCCGCCAUUUGCUACAGUCUAACAGUGAGGAGACACAGUCAGCAGUACAGCUGCUUCAAGAUGCUGCCCAGGCUGGUGUAAAAGAGGCUCAAGCAUAUUUAGGAGUUUUCUACAGUAAAGCAGCUAAUUUUGAUCCAGAGAAAGCAGCAAGAUACUUCUGGAUGGCAGCUGAGAAUGGAGAUGUCCAAAGCCGCUAUCAUCUGGGAGUGUGCUAUGAAAGAGGAUUUGGAGUUCCAAUGAGCAGACUGGAAGCGCUCAGACAUUAUGAAAAGGCUGCAAAAUCAGGACAUGAGCCAGCUCAGCAGAAAUUACUGGACAUGCAGCAGCCCAAGACUCAAGAUCUAAGCUCUCCCCUGAACAGUCUUCGAGCUGCAGCCUCCAGCCCCUGUCUUCCUGUUUUGGAGCGAACAAACUUCUGGACAAAAGCCACCUACACUGCAAGCAACACAAACAGCCUGGGCCUACCUCACUCAAUGAGCAGUGGGGACCUAUUGGUGAUGUCCCCUGCUAAUAGUGGUAGCUACCUCCUACCACCUAUCCAUGUUUCUGCGAUGACCCCUCCAAUGGCCUCUCUCAGAGCUAUCGGGGUUGGAUGAAUCUCUCUGCAUUUGAAAGCGCUUAGAUUUUGCAUCUUAAUGAAGGUGGUAAAGUUGUGUCUGUGGUUUCAAUACUGCAAAGACACUUUAUUGCUCCCUAAUGCCUUACUGACCUAACACAAGAGGAAGUAAUGCCUGCUUUCCUAUGCAAAACACUGCCCAUGUGGGUUUUCGAUUACAACUGUAUAAUUAAAACUGUACUUUUAAAUGUCUACUAGGAUGCUAAUGGGAUGGAUUAAGCUCAGUGAAACUGGAGCACUGCAAUACCAUUUGCAGACUGCAUUGCUGCAGAUUUAAAUGGUUUAUUAGGGUCCCCAUCAGAGCCCCCUUACAUCAGGGUCCCCAUCAGAGCCCCCCUUACCUCAGGGUCCCCAUCAGAGCCCCCCUUACAUUGGGGUCCCCACGGGCACGGAGGUGUCUGGGUACAAUAUGAUGGAAUAUACUUACAGGACGGGUCUUGUCUGGGACACUCCAUAUUUGCAGCAAGGACAAUUCCUAAACAAGAUAACAAAUCAGAUCAUCACAGAGUGGAACUGUGAAUAUGAAUAAAGUAUACAAUGCCACGUCCCGAUAACUUAGAUUAUGGAAGAAUAUAUACAUAUAUGUAUAUGACAGAUGAUGGACUUUGAAGGCGUAAUGGGUUAAAAAUGUAAUAUUUAUUGAGAAAAACACAUAGGAAUCAUUGAAAAACAUAAAAUUCAUAGAUAAGGCCGUUCCUAAGAAUACAAAAACGCUAGCAUGACAGAACACCUAUUACAUAUGG